GCGGAAGAAGAGACAAAAACAACAACAGCGGCGGCAGCAGCUCUCCAGCUCGGCGACGGUAGUUGACGGGAACCGGGCGAUUUAACAAUUAUCUGUUCGGUAACACGAAGUCCCGGCGGGUUGAGUACGGUUAUCACACCAGUUACUGUUUACAUUUAAUAGCAAAAUGUCAGGCUUCCUUAAACUUUUCGGUGGCGGGGGUAAGGGUGGGAAAUCGCCGACACCCCAGGAGGCUAUCCAGAAACUCAGAGAGACGGAGGAGAUGUUGGCCAAAAAACAGGACUUUCUAGAGAAGAAAAUCGACCACGAGCUCAUGACGGCGAAGAAGAAUGGCACGAAAAACAAACGAGCGGCUCUGCAGGCUUUGAAAAGGAAAAAGCGUUACGAGAAGCAGCUGGCUCAGAUUGACGGGACGCUGUCUACCAUCGAGUUCCAGCGGGAGGCUUUAGAGAACGCAAACACCAACACAGAAGUGCUCAAGAACAUGGGCUACGCUGCCAAAGCAAUGAAGGCUGCACACGAAAACAUGGACAUCGACAAAGUAGACGAUCUGAUGGCGGAUAUCACAGAACAACAGGAAGUGGCCCAGGAAAUCUCAGAUGUCAUUUCCAGACCAAUUGGCUUUGGGGAAGACUAUGACGAGGAUGAGCUUAUGGCCGAGCUGGAGGAGCUGGAACAGGAAGAGCUGGACAAAAAUCUUCUGGAAAUCGAAGGGACAGAAGAUCUGCCAAGCGUACCAUCUACAUCACUUCCAUCUAGACCAGCCAAGAAGAAGGUGGAGGAAGACGAGGACGACAUGGCGGACCUCGAGGCCUGGGCGGCUAACUGAGCUAGCUUGCCCUGUUUGCUAGCUAGCUUCCCCCUCCUGUCUGUCUCUCUGUUAACAGACACCUGGAAGAGAGACAGGGACUCUGGGCUGCUGAGCUGGCUGCUGGCAUGCUGCUCUGUCUUAAAGCCUUCAUCCCGAUAUCUAACCAUACCCCAACCCCAAAGUAUGCACUUGUGCACACGUUUGCUGACUCCAAAUGAAACGAACCCAGGCUUUUCUCUUGUGAUUAUUGCUGACAGAAUGAAUCUCUUUGCUCCAGCUGUUCACUCCUCUGUUUCUAAAGGGCAUAGAGUAUGGAACGAAAAUGCCAUGCCUAGCAGCCUGCGGUUAUUUAUAUCAGUUCUCUUUGUAAGUAAAAAGAGUGCAUGAAUGAGCACUUAGGUGCAUACUUCUAGGGAGGGGGUGUGUGUGGAGGAACAGGACGAGGCUUGUUUCUGGAAGGAAUGUAAGGAAUCAACAGAUGUGUGAGGGGGAAAAGCAAAAACAGAAAGACAACAUGACUUAGCCAUUUUUCUGCUUCCUGUGUUGUCAUCUCUGCUCUUUUACAAAGAUGACAACAACCCAUUUCUGCUGAAUACCAACAGCAGCAAAAAAAAAUCUUAAUAAUAAAUGUGUAGGACUUUGUUUUUGAAAUGCCACUGUUAAACUACAUAAUGAGGAAAUGCUACUGUUGUGGUAAAAACAGAAACAGGGUUCAGUCCCUCUGUCAGUCGUAUCUCUUGCUGAAAAGUUGUUACUCAUCAGGAGAAACUCUGGAUGUAAUCAGUUAAACUACAAAUAAAAAUUUGAGGAGAAGCUUUUUUUUCAGUAAAACAGUAAUUUACAGGCAGGCAUGAUUGUAAAAGGAUUUUCUACUCAGUGAGUUCGAGAGGGGCAGCAAAUCUGACACGUGCUAACUAGCGCAACAUGCUAACUAACAACUUUUCCGCCACAAUCGCAAACGCCACCUUUUAGGAGCAACAAUUAUCCAACGUUUCACAAAAAACAAGGAAAAAAUUUAGGAAAAAAUGCAAUUCAUUUAAGAAAAUAAUGACUUCCUGAUUAAGUCUUUGAAUUGUGUUGUGAACCACUGCCUUACUUGGAAUCAUUUUUCCAAAUUCUUUUGUGUCUGGAAUUUUGAAGCCAAGUCCGUCUUAGAAGAACAAGCUCAAACCUGCCAAAGUGGGCAGUUCUGACUGGCUGCUUCUCCUUUCCUUAGAGCAGCAGUAAAACUACUUUCUCUACAAGACAACUCAUUCAGAAAUCACCGACCUGUGCUGCUGUUUAAAGACGCAGGUUUAGUUAAAUAACUGUCGCAACGUAAUCAGUAUUUAUCGGUCAGAAACAUUGACAGCAACCCUGUUAUCAGUGCUCUAAUUCAUGUUUUAUGUUUCAUAUUAGAGACUUAAAUUUAGGAUAGAGCUGCCUCUGCUGCUUCUACUGGGACCAGGCUUCAUAAGUUCUCCAGGUGCAUUAUAUGUUUAAAGGUACAACACUAGGUCACUUGAGGAACCCUAUAAGGAACGUAUAAAAAGUAGCCCAAGCAUGUGCGUGGAACAAGUGUGCCCACUUUCCUCUAGUCCCAUUCAGUUUCUUUAGUUUUACAGCGUUUGUUUUUAAUACUUCUGUCUUUACCCCAAUACAAUGGAGGUAAAUGGAAUUUCAUUUAUGUUUGAGUGCAGUUCUUGAACCAAGGUCAUUACCAUUACCAUUCAUUACCUCACCAUUAGUCUGGAACGGCCCCAGAGCACACAUUUUUGGUUGUUGUCAGAAUCUAAUUCCUAAAACAACUAUCUGUACAGCUAAAUGACACGAGAUGAAUAUGAGAUUAUCUUAAAAUAAAAUCUGACUGAUUAGUACAAAUUCAAUCCAUUUCCAAGGCAAAGUCUGAAAAAAAUCACAGAUAAAGCUGCUCUUUAAUGUUGUGACAGUUCAUACAAUCUACUGAUUACUCCAGUAUGGCUGCCAGAUGGCACAUUAGAACACCUUGGAAGGCCUCUGUUGGUGAAAAUGAAAUUGCUCGUGCCUGACACCGCCAACGCCUGGCCCGUCUGUGGUUUACCAGUGACAAAACCUGAGAAACUCCUACAUGGGUUGAAUUUAAAGAUGACGGGUGUGAGUGUGUGAUGUUUUUUCAGCCUUUUGACACAGUGACCUCUUGUGAAGAUUCAGUCAAAUUGCGAUGGUGAGAUGAUUUUUUUGCUUUUUUUAAUUUGCACUUGACUCGCCUGUAGUACUAAAUUGAUUUAAACAUUGAGCGACAACUACGGCACGUCUUUGUGAUAAAACCAUGACAUGAGAGUAUAAACUCGACUUCCUGCACCACCAUUUAUGGCUGGUCUUCCCUCUUUCUGGUAGCAGACAGGUUUGUAAUGGAUGAAUUGGGGUUGAUUGUCAAUCAAACAGAUGGUUGAGACUUUAAUUUACACAUGAUCUAUAAACAGUGAAGUAAAAUGAGAAGCAAAUUGGCAACUUCCCCUCAGUUUUGUAAUGCACAGUAACCUACACUAUAUUCAAGAAUGGGUCAACCCCAAUCCUGACAUUUAUAAAAAAAAAAAUAAUAUGCAUAUGCCUAUAGCAUUUGUUAUUCUUUUUAUUUUUCCUGUUUACCUCAAGUAUCAUUCAUAUUCUCCCGCUGUGCUGAAAUGCAGUGUGGCCUGUAGCCAGUUCUGCUCAGAGCUGGACAAGGAGAUCAGACAUUGGAGAUUGGAGACUUGUUGAUGUGAGGCUGUAUACGGUUUACCUUAAUAAAAUUGGGAUUCAA
This is a messenger RNA of Amphiprion ocellaris (clown anemonefish), 3572 nucleotides long. RefSeq names its product charged multivesicular body protein 4b-like. Gene Ontology annotation, cellular component: ESCRT III complex; cytoplasmic side of plasma membrane; multivesicular body. The record is from RefSeq and is a predicted model, not a curated record. Gene Ontology annotation, biological process: late endosome to vacuole transport via multivesicular body sorting pathway; vesicle budding from membrane. Lineage: Eukaryota; Metazoa; Chordata; Actinopteri; Pomacentridae. The transcript is spliced from 5 exons. Bases 167 to 829 code for a protein of 220 amino acids.